ACGUAACUGGAUUCCCCAAUCCGCUGCUGAUAAUGUUGCGCAUGCGCACAAUCAAGACUAGUUCAGAGCAGCCUGACCUGUGCAUCUCUCACGUGCUGGGAAGACGAAGCUCCAGCUGGAACAUCCAGGGUUCAGCUGCUGUGACAAAAUUGUGGAGCUACAAACAACGGUAGUUUUUUUUUUUUUUUUUAGCUGACAUCAUCAUAUCUCAACUAGUGACUGAAUUACCCCCAUAACAAAAUAUGGAGGGGGCUGUGGUGAACAACCUCAUAGACUUUGACUCGCCCCCAGAAGGGACAGCUCCCUCUGUUCUUGGACCUCCCAGUGGGGUGGGAUUUUUUUCAUCCGAGCCUCUCGUCCCUGCGAGCGACGCCACAAUGGAGCCCCUUCUACCAGAGCCAAUGGCCCCCACAAACACUUCCCACAGAGAAGAAGAUAGUGAUGCCACUGAAUCUGCCGACAGCAACAACGAGGACACAGACUCCCCAUCGCACCCACGGGGCACGCGACGGUCCUCAUCCUGCUCCAGUCACAGUGCUGAGGACGCAGAGGAGACGGAGAUAAGAGCGUUCAUGAAAACCUACGUGGCAAAGCUCUUCCAUGAAAGGGAGGACUUUGAUCAAGAGGAGAAGGCUCACUUUGGAGAGCUGUGCACUGGAGAGAACGGCAAAGGCAGGGAGUGGUUUGCCAAAUAUAUCAGUGCACAGCGCUGCCACUCCAAAUGUGUGAGUGAACAGACGUUCUACAGGCUGGUGCAGUCCUUCGCUGUUGUUUUAUUUGAAUGUCACCAGGUGGAUGAUUAUGGCCCAGCCAAACACCUCAUGACCAUGUGCUUCACAUAUUACUACAUGGGUAAGGUCCAGCUAUCUCCCACAGAGCUGCUAGAGAGGCCCAGUGGUGGGAUCGACUCGUACCUGCGCAGUGGAAAGGUCUGGCUCUCUGGGAAGAAAGAUAUUGCAGAGCGACUGCUCAAAAACACCUCCACUAAGACUGAUGUUAAAGGAUUCUUUGGAGGCCUGGAGAGCAAGUUGAGAGGGCCCUUGGGCCGAAAGAAUGAAGACACGGACAAACCUUUUGAACAGAAUACCAAAACUCCAGUUUCCCCCCCUCUCUCCCCAGAUAGAAAAGAAGAGGAGAAAAUCUACCUGUACACACACCUAAAACAGCAGCCCAUUUGGCACACUUUGAGGUUUUGGAACGCAGCGUUUUUCGAUGCCGUCCACUGUGAGAGAAAUAAAAGAUCCCCCACCACGAGGCGGACGGCUGAGGAAGAGAAAGAUGAAAGAGAAAAGUGGUGUCAUAUGACCCAGGAAGAGAAAGAUGAUAGCUCCAGAUUUAAUAAGAACAUCACUUUUGGUCAGCUGGGAACAUUCACCCAUAACAUGGUGGCUUUUGGAUUGAGCAAGAAACUCUGCAAUGACUUCCUGAAGAAACAGGCAGUCAUUGGAAAUCUGAAUGAAGAGCAAUACAAGCUGCUGUGUGACCACAUUGAGGAGAUGGCUGCAGAGUGAAUUUCCAAAACCAUCUAAACUCUACCAUUCACAUCAGCAUAUCCAUUCAAGCUCUGAUGAUCAGUAUUCCACAAAGAACUAUAGGAAUAAAAGUGUCCUUUGAGCAAAUACAAUGACAAAUAAUGAACAAAAAAUACACUCUAACAAUAUCAGUAUUUCAUUAUAUCAGUAUCAACUAAAUCAAUAUUAUUACUCAAUAUUUCUAAGUCCAUCUGCUAUCAAGAAGUCUCUACUGGUCUGUUCUUGUUAUAUGUUCCCAUUUAUUGCACUUUUCUGAUUUUGUGUUCUUCCUGUAUGGAUAAAUUGAGUAUUAAUUGUGUUGGUGAGAUCCUCAAAAUAUAUUGAGACUGGAACUAUGUCUAUUCCCUGGUUUAAAGUGCCUUUAGUCAUUUAUGUAAGUGGUGAUCUUCCCAUUUUAGUGCCAACAAACCUGUGUCAGCAUGCUUUUAUCCUCCCAUGACUCUUUGGGGUAGCGCUCAUAAGUUUGUGCACCCUGCCAAUAGAUGUGUUAGUGUUGUAUGGAUAAUGCUUGCGGUUGGAAUUCAAGUCAGUUACAGAAAAGUAUCAUGCUGCAGCUGUUUCGAUGUUGUACAGUGUUGUGUCUUUAGCGCACGGUAUGCAUGCACAUUGUUUACCAUCUGCUUACACUGUUGUGCAAUUACAUUUCAAUCCAGUAGAGGGCAAUCAUAACCCUCCGCUUCGACUGUAGAUCGGUGGAGGUGAAUGUCAACCACUGAGUGGGGUCUUGUAUUGAACCAUAUGUCCUCCAUCUGAGGAAAAUGUAAAGUUAAUAUAUUUGGUUUGUAAAUACAGAAUGUUUUGUUCACAGAAUAAUGAGGAAUUGGAUGCCAAAUAUGGGCUGCUUUAAAGGGGUCGUCAGA
Molecule: messenger RNA, 2392 nt
Organism: Cyprinus carpio (common carp)
Lineage: Eukaryota; Metazoa; Chordata; Actinopteri; Cypriniformes; Cyprinidae
Product: KIAA0513 ortholog
Source: RefSeq, a predicted model, not a curated record